UGGGCUCCAAGGAGCAUGGGCUGGCUCCAGGGCCGACAGGGCCCCCAGCUGCUGGGGAGAGCGGUGUGCGGGUGGCGGUCAUUUGUCCUGUCUGCGGGGGCACACAGAAGCACCCCAUGUUCCAGCCUUGUUAGAAAAGGCAAAGCAAACCCAGCUGCCACAGCACCAGACCCCACACAGUGGACCCCCGCUGACCAGGGCAGGGGUGGCCUGCGAGGGGCCUGGGCACUGGGGACCGCAGCUUCAGGGCCGUCGGGGUGUGCCCGAGCGGGACCUGGCCGGGGCACCCCCGAGGCGGCCCUGACCCCCUCGCCUGUCCCCACAGUGCUGAACAAGGACAUCGCGGCCUGCCGCACAGCCACGAUCACGGGCACGCUCAAGCGGCCGUCGCUGCCCGAGGAGGAGAAGCUGAAGCUCGCCCACGCCAAGGCGCCCCCCACCAACUUCAACAGCCUGCCAGCCAACGUGUCCAAGCUGCACCUGCACGGCUCGCCCCGCUGCCCGGGUGGCCCCCUGCCCGACUUCCCCAACCACUCACUGACCCUCAAGAAGGACAGGGCAUCCAAGUCCUCCUUCGCCGGUGAUGGGGACAUCUUCAAGAAGCUGGACUCAGAGCUGAGCCGGGCCCAGGAGAAGGCCCUGGACACCAGCUACGUCAUCCUGCCAACGGCCACGGCCACGCUGCGGCCCAAGCCCCAGGAGGAGGCCAAGCACAGCAUCCACAUCGAUCAGAUGCCCCAGACCCGUCUCAUCCACCUCAACACGGCCCCCCACCCCCCGCCACCCACCCUGGAGCCAGCGCCCUCCAGCCUGGGGGAGCCAGGAGAACCCGCGGCCCACCCGGGGCCCAGCUCGGCGGCUGGGACCAGGAACGAGAAUGUCUCCACCUUGUCGGCGAGCUCCCUGGAGCGGCGGAAAUCGCGGUACGCAGAGCUGGACUUCGAGAAAAUCAUGCACACGCGGAAGCGGCACCAGGACAUGUUCCAGGACCUGAGCCGGAAGCUGCAGCCCGCGGAGAAGGACAAGGACGCGCUGGGCCCGGACAGCAAGCAGCCAGAAAAGCCGCAGACGCCGAGCAAGCGGCCCUGGGAGAGCCUUCGGAAAGCCCACGGGACACCCGCGUGGGUGAAGAAGGAACUGGAGCCGCUGCCACCGUCCCCUCUGGAGCUGCGGAGCGUGGAGUGGGAGAAGUCGGGCGCCACGAUCCCACUGGUGGGCCAGGACAUCAUCGACCUCCAGACUGAGGUUUGAGCAGGUGGGCGGCGGCCACGCACCGGGCCACGAGGAGGGACGCUGCUCUGCCCGCUCCUGCCACGGGACGGGCACAGACAUGCUCUCGGGCUGCAGGCCGGGCCCGCGUCCUGGCCUCAGGGCUCUCGGACGGCGGCCAGGCGGAGGCCCGCAGUGCUGGGACCAGAGCCAGAAGGGACAGGAGGCACCGGCGGCCCGGGUGGGCACAGGGCUCCAGAGGCCGGAAGAUGCCUCAGACUCUGCCCUCCUCCAGCCCAGCGCCGGUGGGCAGGCAAGCGGGCCGCCGCGGACAGUGGCCGGGCCGGAUGUGGCCGGCACCCCCAGGAUGCCUCCCUGAGCUGCCGCAGCACAGGGCCAGCCUGCUUGGCCCAGCUGGCCUGGCACCAUUUUUUAGACACCCCUACCCCUCGGGAAGCAGCCAGCCCCCCCCCACACCUUUCCAGGGCCCGGGGCCCCUCCCCAGACCCAGGUGGAGAGCACAGCCCUCUCACCUGCGCCGACCCCAGGGGCAGGACUAGAAGCCCACUCCGGGAAGAGCAGGGGUGGGGAAUCUAUUUUUUCUCUCCUUUUCUUUUCUUCAAUAAAAAGAAUUAAA
Molecule: messenger RNA, 1846 nt
Organism: Ailuropoda melanoleuca (giant panda)
Lineage: Eukaryota; Metazoa; Chordata; Mammalia; Carnivora; Ursidae
Product: adhesion G protein-coupled receptor B1-like
Exons: 4
Coding region: 16-1251 (411 amino acids)
Biological process (GO): negative regulation of angiogenesis
Cellular component (GO): membrane
Source: RefSeq, a predicted model, not a curated record